AUGGCGAUCUGUACUUAUAACGCACGUACGCUUGCAUCGGAAGCGGCCAUCGAAGAUCUGAUGAUGCAAGCCAAGAAGAUCAAGUACGACGUCAUCGGACUGACCGAAACGAGACGACGUCACCCUCUCAACGCCGUAUAUGAGACUGGAGAAGAACUGUUCUUAGGAACAUGCGACAGUAGAGGUGUUGGUGGAGUUGGCGUUCUCGUCAACACGAGUAUGGCAAAGAACAUCGACUCUUUCGAACAACUUACGACCCGAAUCGGACGUCUGCGGAUGAGAAGAUGUGGCCCAAAACCAGCUUUGACUAUCUUCGUCGCUUACGCUCCAACAUCAAGCUACGAAGAAGAAAAAGUCGAAGCUUUCUAUAUGGACCUGGAGAAGUUCUACCGAGAAGACCAUGCCUUCUACAAGGUCAUAAUUGGCGAUUUCAACGCCAAGGUUGGCCCAAGAAGAACGCCGGAGGAACUUCACAUCGGUACCCACGGCCUACAAUGGAAUGACCAGGGGGAGAGGAUCUCCGAGUUCAUCAUGACGACUAAGACCAUCCAUGGGAAGCCCUCCUCUCUAUGCUGGACGUGGGAGUCACCCGGUGGAGGGUACCGUAAUGAAAUAGACCACAUCAUCGUCAAUAAAAGGUUCUGCCUGACGGACAUCGGUGUUGUACCAAAGUUCUAUACGGGAUCGGACCAUCGCCUUCUCCGAGGAAGAUUUUCCUUCACAAAGAGAGCAGAGAAAGCCGCCAAGUUCAGGGAGAGAAAUCCCAGGACUACCAUCAACUAA
Molecule: messenger RNA, 783 nt
Organism: Necator americanus (New World hookworm)
Lineage: Eukaryota; Metazoa; Nematoda; Chromadorea; Rhabditida; Ancylostomatidae
Exons: 1
Coding region: 1-783 (260 amino acids)
Molecular function (GO): catalytic activity
Source: RefSeq, a predicted model, not a curated record